GGUGCGCUGUGUCCCUCGGACACAGUGGAUCACGGAAAGAGCCAAAGAUGUCGGCUUGAUCAUGUGAUCAGCUGUGUCCAAUCACAGCUGACCACAUCUCGAGAGGAGAGGAGAGCCGGUAAUCAGUUUUCCACGGAGCGGACAUGUACACAGUGUGCCCUGAUGAUCAGUGUAGCCCCAGCAGUGCCUUGUGUCAGUGCCCAUCAGUGCCACAUCAAUGCGACAUAUCAGUGCCUACCAGUGCACAUCAAUACCACAUAUCAGUGCCCAUCUGAGCUGCCUUUCGGUGUCACCCAUCAGUGCCACCUAUAAAUGCCAAUCAGUGCUGCCAAUCAGUGCUGCCAAUCAGUGCCGCCUAUCAGUGCCGCUUAUCAGUG
Staurois parvus is the source of this 377-nucleotide messenger RNA. NCBI's taxonomy places the organism in Eukaryota, Metazoa, Chordata, Amphibia, Anura, Ranidae. The record is from the annotation of a GenBank genome assembly.